AUGGGACAGAAGGCCCAUCUCCACUCAAAGCAAAGAAACUCCCCUGAAAGUAUCCAAAAUCGCUACGAAUGGGUUAAGAAAUGGGAGCAAACAGAUAUGGACUACAUGUCUAACUGCGUCUUCCUUGAUGAAUCUGCUUUCCAUAUCAACCUGAAGCGAACAAUGGCUUGGUCUGAGAGGGGAACUCGCGCUGAGGUAAUUGUUCCUGUAACGAGGACCAACACCACAGCUAUUCUCGGUGCAGUAAGUGUUUGGGGCAUUAUCAAUGUUCAAGUAAGAAUACCAGGUGCCUCUGUUAAGAAAAGAAAGAUAGGUGGAGGCUCUGGCAAAACACUGGAUGUUUUGGAUAAGGAUGAUAGGUUCAAAGGCUUCUAUAUCAUAAUGGAUAAUGCGCCUCUUCAUACGGCCGAUGACAUUGAAAGAUAUAUCAUUCAGCAAGGCUAUAGAUGUGUAUAUCUUCCUCCAUACUCUCCUGAGCUAAACCCUAUUGAACAAUUUUGGCAUGUCGUAAAAAGCAAGCUGAAAAGAGAAAGGUUAUUGUCAGACGAGAACCUCACUAGUAGAAUAGCUGAUGCAUGUAACAGUGUUCUGUAUAGCGAUCUUGAGGGAUCUGCUCGUUAUUCUGUCAACAAAUUUGAGGCAUGCUUGAAUAAACAGCCUUUGUAG
This is a messenger RNA of Mucor velutinosus, 666 nucleotides long. RefSeq names its product glycerol transporter. The record is from RefSeq and is a predicted model, not a curated record. Bases 1 to 666 code for a protein of 221 amino acids. NCBI's taxonomy places the organism in Eukaryota, Fungi, Mucoromycota, Mucoromycetes, Mucorales, Mucoraceae. The transcript has 2 exons. Gene Ontology annotation, molecular function: nucleic acid binding.